Molecule: messenger RNA, 1458 nt
Organism: Penicillium diatomitis
Lineage: Eukaryota; Fungi; Ascomycota; Eurotiomycetes; Eurotiales; Aspergillaceae
Exons: 6
Coding region: 1-1458 (485 amino acids)
Biological process (GO): transmembrane transport
Cellular component (GO): membrane
Molecular function (GO): transmembrane transporter activity
Source: RefSeq, a predicted model, not a curated record
AUGUCUUCCCAGCCCACGCCGAGAGAUGGCAACGGACCUGAUCAGGAAAAAGGUCCCACGCUAAGCCUGGCUGCUCAGGAACAACCUAAUCACGCUCAACGGCCGGAAUGCUUCACUUCCACCUUUCAAGAAUGUCUGUUCGUCUUGACGGCGACCAUGGCAAUUGGUCAACAGUCAUUCUAUCAAGGUUGUAUUGUUGGAGUGACAGCUUCCAUUGGAGCGGAUCUGAACAUGAAUCCUGCGGAAAUUACGUGGAUUAAUGCCGGCGCUUCCCUAAGCAGUGGUGCUUUCCUCCUCACUUUCGGCAAACUGGCCGACAUGUUCGGCCGCAAAGCGCUUUUCAUCAUUGGUAUGGCAGGCUUCAGUCUCUCCUUGCUGAUUGCCGGCUUUGCCACAAACGCCAUCUACAUGGAUGUCUUUUCCGGUGUCCUCGGUCUUUUCGCAGCAGCCGUCGUACCGCCAGCCGUGGGUGCGCUGGGCGCUGUCUACGAGAAGCCAUCGAAACGAAAAAAAUCGCGCCUUUGCAUGUUUCAGACCCCAUUGAGUGUGAGCGCAAUCCGCCAGGUUGAUCUGCUGGGAACGGCGUUGGUGAUUGCUGGGUUUGCGUUCUUUUCGAGUUCGCUCACAUUGGCAGGUGAUGCGCCCCAAGGUUGGAAGACAGGCUAUGUGCUUGCUCUUCUCAUUGUAGGUGUUGUAUUGCUUGCAGGUUUCUUGUACUGGCAAUCCAUCGCCGAAUACGCUCUGAUGCCGCUUUGGGUUUGGAAAGAUCGGAAUUUCUCACUUCUGAUGGCCAAUUUCUGUCUCGGCUUCAUGGGCUUCUCUGCGGUCACCUUCUUCUUGUCUCUCUAUCUACAGGAGAUCGAGCACCUAUCAGCCCUCGACAUCACUGUGCGACUUCUUCCCAUGGUCGUCAGCGGCGUUCUUGUCAACGUGAUCUGUGGUCUGAUCCUUCAUCGCGUUAGCAACACGCUACUUGUCGGCGUUGGCUCUCUUGCCUAUCUUGCAUCAUUUCUGAUCCUGAGCUUUAUGAAAGAAGAGGCUCUCUAUUGGGUCUACAUCUUUCCGGCCCUGGUUCUCGUCGUCGUCGGUGCGGAUAUCUCCUUCAACGUGACCAAUAUGUACGUCAUGUCGUCCCUGCCCCCAUCUCAACAAUCCAUUGCCGGCGGCAUCUUCAAUACGGUCAGCAAACUUUGUAACAAUCUUGGUCUCGGCAUUGCAACCUCGAUCAGUAGUUCCAUGGCGAGCCAAAAAGCGGCUUCGACAUCGAACAUACGUCCUUAUCUGGCUGUGUAUUGGUUUGGCGCUGCGUGUGCCGGUCUCUCGGUCCUUCUGGUCCCCUUGUUGACGCUAGGGACUCAGGGCGGUGAUGUACAGUCUGAGAAUGAGCCGAUUGUGGUGGCUCCUGAUGUUGAAGCGACUAUAAGACAGGCGCCGGCUUUGGGUUCGGGAAAGUCAUGA